Alternaria postmessia is the source of this 2727-nucleotide messenger RNA. RefSeq lists its product as uncharacterized. The coding region runs from base 1 to 2727 and encodes 908 amino acids. NCBI's taxonomy places the organism in Eukaryota, Fungi, Ascomycota, Dothideomycetes, Pleosporales, Pleosporaceae. The record is from RefSeq and is a predicted model, not a curated record. Gene Ontology annotation, biological process: regulation of transcription by RNA polymerase II. The transcript is spliced from 4 exons. Gene Ontology annotation, molecular function: RNA polymerase II transcription regulatory region sequence-specific DNA binding; DNA-binding transcription factor activity, RNA polymerase II-specific. Gene Ontology annotation, cellular component: nucleus.
AUGGAUGCCGACGCCCUUGACAACAUGGACGAAUUCUUCGACUUCGCAGCCCUUGAUCAGAACGCAGAUUCUGGAAGCAACCAUUUUCCAAAGCAGCAAAGCGUGCCGUUGAUUCAACCAGAUGAUGUCACGAAUAUCGACUGGGCUGUCGAGCCAGCAGCCCACCAUAGUCCCACGGACGAUUUUCAAUUGAACGACAUGCCCAUGUACGAUGUUAGUCAAUGUUUCUCCACUGGUGGUGUGAGCCAGCAAUGGCCAUCAUCUCACGGAACAGACAGUUUGGUGUCACGCAUGGUUGAGAGAGGUUUAGCUCGGGCAACGGACCAAAGUUGGCAAACAGAUAAACCUCAGCGUAUGGCGGGUUCCAUGACACAUGAUGAGGCAAAUCUCAAUAUUCCAUCAUCAUAUUCACCAUCUCUUGGGUUGAUGCAAUGCAACAACGUUCAUGGCAACAAUGGAGGGAGCCCAGCUGACACCCUGGACUAUCGGCUUGAGCAAUCUGCAUCACAGAUCGAUCGGUCAACGAUACCGGCCAACACCUCCUUCCCUCUGAGCCAGGUACCAAUCAGCUCGGUCGCAGCCCAGCAGGAAGCCUUCAGCGGCACUUGGAAACCUGCAUCAGCCAAACGUAAAGGACCCCAAAGUCGCAUUCCGCUCGAAGCGAGGCAAAUUCUGGAAGAUGAAUUUGCAGUGAAUCCAUACCCAUGUACUUGGGAAUUAGAUAUCAUUGCACAUCAAGCCAAUCUCGACGUGAAGAAGGUUCGCAACUGGUUCAAUAACACCCGAGCUCGACAGAAAUGCGGAGACUCUCAAGUCUCCACACUAGAGUUGUCAGAUCGCAAUUGUCGCGUACUGAAAACAAAACUCUCAAGAGAUAGCCUAGAGAGUCUUGAAAAGCAGGCGAAUGGCGCUAAUCAGCUGCCGCAACCACCUCUGGCAGUAUAUCUUGCACAGUCAUAUCAAGAAGAAGCAGUAGAGUUGUCUCUAGUACAGGCCGCCAUCGAUGAUAAUUCUCUUAGCGAGAGUAACCCGAACGACGGGUGGUCUGACUCGAGGCAAGGCCGUAGAGGCUCUGUCAUCACAUCUGUUGCGUCUUCCGAAGGCACUGCACUGACAACUUAUACGGUUUCGUCUAACGGCAGUCGCGGCAAAACUUCGUCUUUUGGUCGUGAUCGAAGGCGGGGUAGACGUCGGAUGGCUUGGAAAGAGUCACCUCGCCAAGCUAUUAAUGGUGUCAACAGUGCGGGUGAACCCCAAAAGGAUCUUUCUUUCUUCUGCACCUUCUGCCCGCGAGCGUUCAAGACGAAGUAUGAAUGGAUUCGGCACGAAGACUCUGUUCAUGCGCUUCGAACUACCUGGAUCUGUUGUGACACGAAGUCAUCUGAGAUACUCGAAGCCUGUCCAUUCUGCGGUCAGACCCAUCCUGAUGACACCCACAUGGCUGGCCACAAAUAUCAGCAAUGCAGGAGCAAGCCCGAAUCUCAACGGACUUUCUAUCGCCGCGACCACUUCAUCCAACACAUGCAUCAUGUUCACUUCGCUAACAUCAAACACCCAUCGGUACGUGUCGGAUGCCAGGCCCGAUUGUUAGCCGCUCAGGGCCAUUACUUCGGCUGCAAAGAUCUCGCCAUGAAGUGGCGUCGCUUCGGUGCUCCAAUGAAGAAGGACGACCCGAUGCUUCAUUGUGGCUUUUGUGGGAAAAGAUCCAGAGACUGGUCUGAGCGGUGUGAGCAUAUCGCCGAGCACCUCAUCACGCGUGAGCUUGACCGUGCUGUGUGGUGGGGGGAGCGCAAGGAGAACCAUCUGGAGAAUCUAUACUCGACGACACCCUACGAGUCGUUCCGUUGCCGAUACUGCCAGAAAGUGUUUACGGAUGUCAAGGAGAUGAACGAGCAUUCCCAUUGCCGUGUGUGGAGCUGCCGUUUCCUGCGAAGCUUUGACGACGUUGCUGCUGACAAUGCAGGACCACCGCUUUGCCCGGACUUCCCUUCGGCGAAGGCUCACCAUUGCUAUCUUUGCGGUUCCGGCUAUCGCACGUUUCAUGUCGAGCAUGCACAGAACUACCAUCGCUAUCGUUCAUGCAAUCAAGAAUUCUAUACGUCAGAAGAGGCCUUCCUCCAGCAUUUACACAACUUUCACGGCGCUUCACAACCUGCGCUACUGCGAGAUAGUAGCGUCAUUGAGCAGAGUUUCAUGCGUAACAAAGGCGCAUCAUUCGAGCCCGUGGAGUUCAAUGAGAGCUGGCAACCUUGCGUCAUGGAUCUUGAUGUAGCGUCUGUUAGUCCGUUUAUUGCCGACAACGCUGCCCCAACUUUGCCUGUCGGGCAGAGAAAGAACCAAGCUCAAGGACGCAAAGCGCUAGCGAUGCCGAAGAAAACCCGCGAUGUUGUUCAGACUUACGACGCGGAUACGAAAAAGGCACAAAGGCCACGGUCGGAUACCACGGUCUCGAAGGCAGAGACUCAUCACCCACGAUUUUUCCGACUCAGUACAUACGUGCCCUUCCGUUCAUCUCGCGUGUUCUUUUCCCGAUCUGCAAAGCCAACGGAUUUUCCGAAAGAUGAUCAUGCUGUUUUGGAAGAGCUAUCGAAACCGCAUGUUGCUACACUAAUCAUGACCGCGGGCACACUCAGUAUGGCUGCUACCCGUUGGUUCAUUCAACCUAAGACACAUGCGCUUGAUGGUCUGAUAGAGCUCACCAUCGAUAGUGAAGGAGACUCAGACUGA